GUAAAUCUUUAGGAGUAGUUUCCUGUCUUGGGUGGUGGCUACAAAGUUUCUUACUCGACUUCAUUCCUGUGCGUGGGUUUGAUAGUACCGAGAAAAUAGUUUUAUACUUUAAAGUUGUGCUUAUUUUAGUCGAUAUAGUUAAUUUAACUCGAAUACUUUCGUGGUAAGCGAGAGUAAUAAUCUGAAGACUCAAUGCAGGCCAUCAAGUGUGUGGUCGUUGGGGACGGGGCUGUGGGUAAGACAUGCCUGUUGAUCAGCUACACUACCAAUGCAUUCCCCGGAGAAUAUAUCCCUACAGUAUUUGAUAAUUAUUCUGCAAAUGUGAUGGUGGAUGGGAAACCAGUAAAUCUGGGUCUCUGGGAUACAGCAGGACAGGAGGAUUACGACAGACUUCGUCCCCUGUCUUACCCUCAGACAGAUGUGUUUCUCAUUUGCUUCUCACUUGUGAGUCCUGCCUCUUUUGAGAAUGUUCGUGCAAAGUGGUAUCCAGAAGUGAGACAUCACUGUCCAAACACUCCCAUCAUACUGGUGGGCACAAAGCUUGAUCUGAGAGAUGACAAGGAUACGAUUGAGAAACUGAAAGAGAAGAAACUCACUCCCAUCACCUACCCUCAGGGCCUGGCCAUGGCCAAAGAGAUCGGUGCUGUUAAGUAUCUGGAGUGCUCGGCGCUCACUCAGCGUGGUUUAAAGACCGUUUUUGAUGAGGCUAUCCGAGCUGUGCUGUGUCCUCCACCGGUGAAGAAGAGGAAGAGGAAAUGUUCCCUGCUCUAGAGUUAAAACUAAACUAUGCUGUGAUCCAAACUGUAUUUUCGGGGGAGACGUUAACUGCUCCUCCAUUGUAACUACCAAUACAACUUUACACCUUCAUCAAUAUUUUUGAUAGAUGUAGUAAAAUGUAUUCCCAACCCAUCUACUUUAGGCAAAUACACUGUCAGACUACUUGUGGCCUUGGACUGAUUUUAACACUAAGAAUGUUAACAAUGUCUUGAAGUUGAUUCCUUUCACUAAAACAGUUGUUGGUUUACAGUUUUUGUUUGAAAGGGAUGAAGGUCUUGCCCAAUACCACUACAUAAGACAGGGCAGCGCUGUAUAAACACAUCAUUGAUGUCAUCUUAACUGGCACUGAUAAAGUGUUGCCUUUUGUCUUGAAGGUUAUACUGUAAUUUGAAGCGUAUUUAAUGUUCGGUGGGUAAAUCCUAACAAAUAUAUGAAUCCUAAAAUCAACUAAAAUAUAUUUCUAAUCAUGAUUCUUACAAUGGUCCAAGAUUUUUCUUAGCUAAAAUAAAGGACAAGUAAAGCAAGACACACAGUGUGUCAGAAUCUCCAUCCCAUUUCUGAAGCUCCUUCCUGCCAAGAUAUAGUCCUAGACUUACUGUAUCUGCUUAACACUAAGAUUGAGUUGUCUGAAAUAUCAAAUGGACAUUUUGUGUAAAUCAGAUGUUUUUUUUUAUUAAUCCUGCAGUGGUUGUUGGGCAUGUACACUACACACUAUAGUUUUAUCACUUUUUUCUUGUUAAAAGCAAAAUUUUUUAGAAGACUGUCGGAGCAAACACUACAGGACUGUGUUCAUGUGAAGUUUAUCUUCUCUUCAUAUACUUUAUUUUUAUGAUAGUUUUUAAUUGCAUUUCACUUGUGUACUAAUAUUGUGUAACUGUCAGAUGUCUUUUAUCUCCUGUAAGCAGUUGUGUAGCUGUUUCAACAGUGUGCACAAACAAUUGUUAUAUUAAACACGUCUUAUACAAACUCACUUAAACCAGUGUCCUAAUGCAUGAUGUGCAUUACUCACCUGAUCAACUGGGUUUUAUCUGCACAAUUCUAGUCAGUUUGUAACCCUGUUUUUAGGGUAAUCAUAAUGUCACCUGUUUUACAGAGAUAAUAAAGUUUCAACACAGUUUAAACUUUUA
Paramisgurnus dabryanus is the source of this 1904-nucleotide messenger RNA. NCBI's taxonomy places the organism in Eukaryota, Metazoa, Chordata, Actinopteri, Cypriniformes, Cobitidae. The record is from RefSeq and is a predicted model, not a curated record.